UCCGUUAUCAUUUCUGGUUUGAAGGGCAACGCUGCUUCCAGAAAAAUGUGACAAGAGUGAAAAUCAAUAUCUUGAUAAUAAUUUAUACGAUAUUGAACUGAAGAAUUCACACAUAAGUGAAUCUUAAAAUCGACUAAAGUUUGUCAUAUAACUGAUAAAAUGGGUACUUGGGAAUUUUUCGCUAGCCUGUUCAAGUCUUACUACUCAACUUUCGUCGCUCUUACAGCUCACAGCAUCUUCCUAAUCAGUUGCCUCUCCUAUGCAUGGCCGUCACCAGUUCUUCCCAAACUACUCAACGCCACAGACAGCCCCUUGGGGAACCCCAUCACUCCCGAUGAGAGCGACCUCAUAGGCGCCAUCUUUUACAUCGGAGCUUCCAUAGGGCCACUUUGCUUCAUCUCCGUGGUGAACAGAUUCGGAAGAAGAAGAGUCCUCACGUUCCUCUCUCUGAUUCCACCCAUAGCAUACGGUACCUUGGCUUUCGCCAAGACAGUCGACUUAUACAUCAUUUGCAGGACGCUUUUGGGCCUUUACGUGGGCGCUGUUUUCAGCAUUCAACCCGUUUACCUGGCCGAAGUACUGGCCGAGGAGGAAAGGAACUUCUUGAUGUCUUUCGUUACCCUGUUCAGUUUCAUCGGAGUGUUUGCAGCUGUCACAAUUGGUCCUUUUAUACCAGUCACUCAUUUCAACGGUUUGAUAGCUAUUUUAUCGGCUGUUGUUUUCGUUUUGGUUGCUUUUGGUUUCCCAGAAAGUCCAUACUAUGUGAUGCAGACUGAGGGGAAGGGAAAGGCCAAGGUUUUAUUGAGGAAAUUGAGGCAAGGAAGAAUCGAAAAUGAAGCUGGGAUGAUCGAGGAUAGAAUCCUAGAGGAAUCUGAGAAAUCUUGCUGUCAAAUUUUCGCCAAUAAAAGCAAUUUCAAAGCUUUGAUAUUGGCAACCAUACCGUUACUUCUACAGUCUUCCAGUGGCGUUGCACUCUUGAUAAAUUACAGCCAGUUGAUCUUUAUGGAGACCAACAUUUCUAUACCAUCUCAUUAUUGUUCGAUUAUAGUUGUUGGUCUGACGUUUUCAACUGCUUUCCUAGCCCCAGUCCUCUUGAAAGCCAGAAGAAUGAGUCCAGUAUCUCUAUUGAUGCUAUGUUUAGCUGGUGUUGGUCUUUGUGAUCUCAUAAUGGGCCUAUACUUCCUUUACGGUAGAGGGAUUAGUUUCAUCAGUUGGCUUCCUCUGCUCAACCUUAUAGCUUUCGUUCUGAUCUAUAACUGUGGAUUAGAUCCAAUUCCUUGGAUGAUACUAGGUAACACUUAUCCAGUCAACAUCAGUGCUGUAGGUACAGCUAUAUCUAUUAGUAUUUUCGAGUUUUCGAUAUUUCCAACAAUGAUCCUGUUCCACAAGGUUGACAUCAGCUUUUUAUUUUUGAUCUCGUCAGUGUGGUGUGUAUUGGGUAUUGUGUACUGCAAGUUUGUGGUUGCGCCCUCUGAAGAUAAGAUUUUUAAGACAUCGAAAAACGGUGCUAUAUGAUUAUAACGAUUAAAAAUUGCUGUAAUUAGAGCAUUUUACUUUGCUAUUAUUGUAAGAUUGUAAGGAUAUGAGUCAAUAAAAAUUUGAAAACUUA
Messenger RNA from Coccinella septempunctata (seven-spotted ladybird), 1609 nucleotides. Its product is annotated as facilitated trehalose transporter Tret1-like. Gene Ontology annotation, cellular component: membrane. Gene Ontology annotation, biological process: transmembrane transport. The transcript has 2 exons. Lineage: Eukaryota; Metazoa; Arthropoda; Insecta; Coleoptera; Coccinellidae. The record is from RefSeq and is a predicted model, not a curated record. Bases 160 to 1515 code for a protein of 451 amino acids. Gene Ontology annotation, molecular function: transmembrane transporter activity.